Molecule: messenger RNA, 711 nt
Organism: Limulus polyphemus (Atlantic horseshoe crab)
Lineage: Eukaryota; Metazoa; Arthropoda; Merostomata; Xiphosura; Limulidae
Product: cell adhesion molecule 1-like
Exons: 5
Coding region: 115-711 (198 amino acids)
Source: RefSeq, a predicted model, not a curated record
UUCGUUGUAUCCCAGUCGAUCUGAAGAGCUCUGGAUUGAACGAAAUGAAACAUGUUGACGGCAGUGGAUAUGACAAAGCUAUUUAAAGCAGAAUGUGAGAUUUAGUCAAGGAUAAUGGCCCUAUACCUUCAGGUUUUGGUUGUUCUGCUCUUAAAAGAUCUACAACAGCUUCUGGGUGUACAUCUGAAGGUACUGGAUAUCCCUUCGCCGACAACAUUAGGGCAAUCUAUCGAAUUGACUUGCUCGUACGAGCUUGAUGGUGACCAACUGUAUUCUGUAAAGUGGUACAAAGAUAAUACGGAAUUCUUCAGAUAUUUACCAUUAGACUGGCCCCCUGGUCAAUUUCUUCCUCUACCGGGCGUUCGAGUAGACCUUUCAAAAUCAGGCAAAGAUACGGUUUACCUGAACCAUGUCACUUUAGAAACCGCUGGAGUGUACAGAUGCGAAGUCUCCGCAGAAGCUCCGUCAUUUCAAACAGUUGAAGCAAGUAAAGAAAUGAAAGUUACCGUCUUUCCAACAGAAGGACCAAUUAUAAAUGGUGCAAGACCGGAAUACAUCGUCGGAGAUACUGUAAACAUCAAUUGCACUUCAGCUAAAUCCAAGCCUGCGGCAAAGAUACGCUGGUACAUCAAUGAUGAAAUAGUAGGUUCAACAAGAAAGUCACAACAUUUCUUUUUAAAAUAUAUAUAUUAUAUUUUAACUUUAAGGUGA